Recurvomyces mirabilis is the source of this 2022-nucleotide messenger RNA. It is a transcript of the gene acl1, whose product is annotated as ATP citrate lyase subunit 1. Gene Ontology annotation, cellular component: cytosol. Lineage: Eukaryota; Fungi; Ascomycota; Dothideomycetes; Mycosphaerellales; Teratosphaeriaceae. Gene Ontology annotation, biological process: fatty acid biosynthetic process; acetyl-CoA biosynthetic process; tricarboxylic acid cycle. The record is from RefSeq and is a predicted model, not a curated record. Gene Ontology annotation, molecular function: ATP citrate synthase activity. The transcript has 4 exons. The coding region runs from base 1 to 2022 and encodes 673 amino acids.
AUGGCUCCUUCAGCCAUCCCCAAUGGCACUGCCAACGGCGCACCAUCAAAUGGCACAUCCACAUCCACCAGCUCACUGAGAGCCGACGACAACAUCCAGCGGUUCGCUGCGCCUAGCAGGCCAAUGAGCCCACAACCACAACACACACUCUUCCACCCAAAGACAAGAUGUUUUGUCUACGGUCUUCAAGCGAGAGCCGUGCAGGGUAUGCUCGACUUCGACUUCAUCUGCAAGCGCAAGACACCUUCCGUGGCCGGCAUCAUCUACACAUUCGGUGGUCAAUUCGUCCAGAAGAUGUACUGGGGCACAAGCGAGACUCUCCUCCCUGUCUACCAAAACAGCGAGAAGGCCAUGGCCAAGCACCCCGACGUCGACUGCGUUGUCAACUUCGCCUCCUCCCGAUCCGUCUACCAGUCCACGAUGGAGCUCAUGGAGUACCCACAGAUCAAGUCCAUCGCCAUCAUUGCCGAGGGUGUGCCAGAGAGGCGUGCUCGUGAGAUCGCUCACGUCGCAAGGAAGAAGGGUGUCACCAUUAUUGGCCCAGCCACCGUCGGUGGCAUCAAGCCCGGUGCGUUCAAGAUCGGCAACACUGGUGGUAUGAUGGACAACAUUGUGGCUUCCAAGCUUUAUCGCAAGGGCUCCGUCGGCUAUGUCUCCAAGUCUGGUGGUAUGUCCAACGAGCUGAACAACAUCAUUGCCAACACGACCGACGGCGUGUACGAGGGCAUUGCCAUUGGCGGCGAUCGUUACCCUGGCACCACGUUCAUCGACCACAUGCUCCGAUAUCAGCAAGACCCUGAUUGCAAGAUUUUGGUCCUGCUCGGUGAGGUGGGUGGUGUUGAGGAGUACCGCGUGAUCGAGGCCGUCAAGAAGGGCGUAAUCACCAAGCCAGUAGUCGCCUGGGCCAUUGGUACCGUCGCCGGUUUGCUCAAGACUGAGGUUCAGUUCGGCCACGCUGGUUCAUUCGCCAACUCCCAGCUCGAGACUGCCAACAUGAAGAACUCCAGCAUGAAGGAGGCUGGCUUUUACGUCCCAGACACGUUCGAAGAUCUGCCAGCAGUUCUCAAGAAAGUCUACGAUGCCGAGGUCAACAAAGGCUCCAUUAGGCCUGCUGCUGAGCCAGCCGUUCCCAAGAUUCCCAUGGACUACAAUUGGGCUCAGGAGCUUGGCCUUAUCCGUAAACCAGCUGCUUUCAUCUCCACCAUCUCCGAUGAUCGUGGCCAGGAGCUUCUUUACGCCGGUAUUCCGAUCACUGAUGUCUUCAAAGAGGAGAUCGGUAUCGGCGGUGUCAUGUCCCUGCUUUGGUUCCGUCGCCGUCUCCCCAGCUACGCUGGCAAGUUCUUGGAGAUGGUGCUCAUGCUUACCGCUGAUCACGGUCCCGCCGUGUCUGGUGCGAUGAACACCAUCAUCACCACUCGUGCUGGCAAGGACUUGAUCUCCUCGCUCGUUGCUGGUCUCCUCACCAUCGGUUCCCGCUUCGGUGGUGCCCUGGAUGGCGCCGCUGAGGAGUUCACUCGUGCUUAUGACAAGGGUCUCAGCCCACGUGACUUCGUCGACACCAUGAGGAAGGAGAAUAAGCUCAUCCCUGGUAUCGGCCACCGCGUCAAGUCCCGCAACAACCCCGAUAUGCGUGUCACCCUCGUCACCGAAUACGUCCAGAACAACUUCCCCUCGCACAAGCUCCUCGACUACGCCUUGGCCGUCGAGACCGUCACAACAUCGAAGAAAGACAAUCUGAUCCUUAACGUCGACGGCUGUAUCGCCGUCUGCUUCGUCGACCUGCUCCGCAACAGCGGUGCUUUCUCUGCCGAGGAGGCGGAGCAGUACCUUGCUAACGGUGUCCUGAACGGUCUGUUCGUGCUUGGACGUUCGAUUGGUCUGAUUGCGCAUCAUCUGGAUCAGAAGAGGUUGAGGACGUCAUUGUACAGGCAUCCUUGGGAUGAUAUCACGUAUAUGCUUCCUGAGUUGGCUGGCAAGGGCGCACCGGGUAACGAGGGCCGCGUUGAGGUUGAUGUGAAAUAG